CCCUGUGUCAGCAGAGAAGGGUUAGGAAUAAAGUGUUUCAGUUACACAUUCUUAUUCUUGAUCUGGCCAAGGCAUCUCCUCCAUGAGAUCGAUAGUACAUCUGCAUGAUCCCGAUGACUUCAUAUGGAGGCCCAUGUGCCUUUUUAUUCAUCUAACACCUACAAAAAAAGAAAAAAAUCUAAUCCUGUGCUAAAUUGAAUCAGAGCAAAUGUCAAAAGGGCUGAAUAAAAAAUUACCUCUAUAAUAAGAGAAAUAAUUGGAAGAUUGAUAUUGUGAUUCUGCCAUUGAGUCCCAUGGCUCUAGGCCAGUUUACCUCAACAGCGUGAGCCUCAGUUUCCACAUCUUUAAAAAGGGAAUGACAAUAUUUCACAUAAUUGUUGAAAGGACUGAAAUAAUGUAAAAAGAAGUACUUUGUAUACACAAUAAAUAUAUGACAAAUGUUUAUUUCAAUAAAUAAAAAGGAAGAAUACAUCUUGGGCAUGGAGACACACCCAUAGCAUUAAUUCUCCAUAAUCUUUAUAGCCAAGUAGAAUGCUAGCUGUCAGUGAAGAGGCUGGGUUGAAGGCAGCUCGCAUCUUGUGCUCAAUUUCUUCUCUCUUCCCCUCCUGCAGUCGGCUCCUCCCUGAAGAAGAGGUUCAAGCGGCGGGAGAUCGAAGCCAUCCAGUGCGAAGUGCGGAAGAUGUGCAACUACACCAAGAUCCUGUCCACCAAGAAGAACCUGGACCACGUGAACAAGAUCCUGAAGGCCAAGCGGCUGCAGAGACAAUCAAAAACAGGCAACAACUUCGUCAAGAAGAGGCGCGGGCGUCCCAGAAAGCAGCCCACCCAGUUCGAUGAGGACUCCAGAGACCAAAUGCCGGUGCUGGAAAAAUGCAUCGACCUGCCCAGCAAAAGGGGCCAGAAGCCCAGCCUGAGCCCGCUGGUGCUGGAGCCCACCGCCAGCCAAGACACCAUCAUGGCCACCAUCGAGGCCGUCAUCCACAUGGCCCGGGAGGCGCCGCCCCUGCCCCCGCCACCACCACCGCCCCUGCCGCCCCCUCCACCACCGCCCCUACCCCCGCCACCCGCUCUACCCAAGACCCCCCGAGGCGGAAAGAGGAAACACAAACCGCAGGCCCCCGCUCAGCCCCCACAGCAGCCGCCCCCGCAGCAGCCCCUUCCCCAGGAAGAGGAGGUGAAAGCCAAAAGGCAGAGGAAGUCCCGAGGGAGUGAGAGCGAGGUCCUUCCCUAGGGCGGGUCUGGGCGUCUGCACCUGGGGCCUAGGGAACUGACACGUGGGAAGCGCAGUGAGCCGGGGCGGGGGCGAAAUCCCCCAGCUGCAGGGACACCCACGCCCUUCUCUCCAGAAGCCGGGCAGGCAGAAUCGGGCCAGAAGACGGGGCUGAGCCAACCGAAGCUCUUGGGAAAGCAAAGCAGGGAGACACCAGAAGAAGCAGCUUGUCUGAGCCUCACCGCAGCUCCCACCACGCGGCGCUCCAGUGCGGCUGGGUCCUCCGCAGGCCCCCAGGCGCCCAGGAGGAGCAGGCUGGUGGCGCUCUCUUGACCUCCCGCUGCCACGGUGCGCCCUCGACUCGGAUUUCAUUUGCUGGCCAGGGAAAUCGAAAGGGAAACACCCUCAAUUAGGAAACAUUCCAAGGGGAGAAAAGCUGCAGAUUGCUCAACUGGCAUUGCUGUAACCCAUUUCCAUUUAAUUGGUUUUUUUUUUUUUUUUUUUUCUUUUGGUUUUCAAGCUCUGCUAAGCUUUGGGUACCAACGUCAUCUUCCCGUGACCUGAAUCUUUCCCUUAACCGUACAGUUUCUCAGAUGGAAUUGUGUGAUCAGAAGGUGAAAUUCUAGUGAUAGGCGACCUUAGACCCGCAUUCAUGUUCUGUGUGCUUCCUCUAUCGCACAUACACUGAUUUUUAGCAUUGUCUGUUCCUACUUUUCCUUUUCCCAUUGUACUUCCAUAUACCUUUUCAUUAACUUAUUUGCUGCCUUUUUUGUUUUUCUUGGUACACAUUUAAAUAGUGUAAUCCUUAACCUGUGCUGUAAAGUUCACCCUUGGCAUGCUGUUCCAAGAAGCUGGCUUUGAAUCCAAUCAUUGUGAAACAUACUCAGUAUUGACAAAAACCUUUUUAAUAAGUGACGCAGAGCAGCCAAGGAUGUGUUGACCCAGAUGUCAACCAGGCUGUUUUUAUACUUAAAACAUAUCAGCAGAGCAUAGGCAGAAUAAAAUGGUUUUAGUACCGCACAGCAAAUGGAAUAACUGACAAACCACCAAAAACUGAAACCCCAGACCCACCAGAAAGACAAGUGUCUAGCGAUGCCUUGUUACCUGAUCUUUUUCAUACAAAUGAUUGUCAUAGUUUGUUCAAAAAAAGGAAACAAAAAGACAAUAGAAGAAGUCCAUUAUCCCUUGAAAAUUAUUUCUUAAAAGCAAAUGGGAGUAAGUGUUCUUAUCUGGAAAAAAAAAAAAAAAAGAAAAUGCUCAAAGGGUAUCACCACUUCAAUUAUAUCAAGCCACCUUGGACAAAGUAUCCAAAUUGUGGUUGCCUUAAUAAACUAAAACAUUAUUGUACAUAAUGUAAUUAUAAAUCUAUCAGUCUGCAUGGAUGCAAACUGUGUGUGACAAAUCGUCUUUUAAAUGGUCAAUUUCAGCUGUACAUUUCUCAUCGAAGUUGUACUCUAGCCAUUGGUUUAGCGUGGACAGAUAUUCCAUCUCUAUUAUCCAUUUCCACAGCCCGAAUAAAAUAUGUUAAGCAGGCUCAGAAUGAAUAUGAAGAAUUCCAUUUCCGUAGAUGUUUUCUAAAAGUCAGAUUGUGGAAAUUUCAAAUAGUAUUUUCAAUUUCCUCCCUCACUCCCCCUUACCUUCCCCAAGACAUCAAACACCUGGCAUGGUAGAUUACAGAAAGAGACACUGAGAGAGAGAAUUAAAUUUUCUAAUGGUAAUUAGAAUAUCUGGUUUACCUCCAAAUUAAGUUUCUUUACAGGAAGUUGGGACCAGCUGGAAAUUGUAUUAUCACUUCAGAACACAAUAUUAUUUCCUUAGAGAUGGAUUUUUAUUGGCAACAUAAAACAAUAAGUGAUGGGGUAUUUACGUGAGUAAAUUUUUAAUUUCCAAGUUAAUAUGCUUGCAUACAUCACUGCUCCGUCAUGGCACCAGCAGUUGGUUGAAAUUACCCACAUAGUCAUACUCUUCUGGUCUGUCACCAUGGACUUCACAUCAUUUGCUACCCACUAGGUCAGUCACAUUUAAUCCUAGCAAUAUGUAAGUUUAAAGGACUGCCUUCCCCUGUUCUUUAACGCUUACAUCCUAGGUACUCAGUUUGUGACCUAGAUUGACCUUUGGCAUUUCACGUAAGUUGAAAAGCAAAAUCAAAGCAGCCAUUUUUAAUUCGCCAUUCCCAAGCUAUGUCUGAGUGGUUCCAAAGUCACCUGAAAGGAAGGUUUAAAUUAGCCCCUCUCACCCCGCCAUUGCUAUGAAACAGCAACCAUUUUCAUUCCAAUUCAGCCAUAAAGAGGUUUCUCUUCUUACUGAAUUUUGAAAUCAUUUCCUUCUUUCUUUCAUUUGCCCUUCUUCCUUCCUGUGUUGUGUUAUCUCUCCAACCACAUCUAUAAGCAGAAUAAACCUUGCAGAGGAGGAUGAGCUGGCAGGCACUCUGCAGACUAAUAAGGACCCAAAGUUUAAUUGACAUUAACCUCUAGUAAGUGAGAAGUUCCCAGAACACCUUUGAAUGUGUUAGAAUUUCCAGACCUCUGAAAGAUAUUUCAAGAAAUUGAAGAGUUGCAACUUACAGGUGAAUUCUGGUCUACAGUGGUCAUGUGAGUUAAAUUCGAAUCCUCUACAUGUAUGACCCUAGAUAUAGAUUGGAAUACUGCAGAGGACCAAAGCUGAGGCAUGCUAAACAGCCACUGGGAGGCAGAAGCAAGUUCCAUCACCUACACAGCCUCCUCUCCACCACCCAGUUUCUCCCUCAGUGUCAUGUUAUUUUUUUCUGCUGCUUUUCAUUAACCUAACUCAUCUCAUCAGUACAACCAUUUCCUGAUUCUCUAACUACCCCCAUUCCGUUAGCCUCUCCCCUCUUGUCCAAACUCAGCUCAGCAGUGGGCCAAUGUAGCUUCACAACCAGUUGGUUGUAGAGCUGGAAAGAAAACCCAGCUCUCCCGACCCAGAGUGUGGCGGUAUCUGGCCACCCAACGAUGCCUUCUGGGGCUGCAUUUCUUUUUUAGAAGAGGUCAUUUGGGAUACAUGGUACUCCAUAUACAGGUUCACAAAAUAGUUUAUAAGAGAAAUCCCUUGAUUUUUAUUUAUUUUUCUUUUGUUGUCUGGAUUACUUGCCUUCAGUAAGCAGAAGGCACCCACUUGUAAGGAGUCUGGUUAGUGGACCCACUUGUAAGGAGUCUGGUUAGUGGACCCACUUGUAAGGAGUCUGGUUAGUGGACCCACUUGUAAGGAGUCUGGUUAGUGGACCCACUUGUAAGGAGUCUCGUUAGUGAUGAGAAAAGGUUGAACUCUAGAUACAAAAGCUUCCUUGAAGGUGAUGAUGGAUCUUUAAUCCACCUGACUAAGUAUCUGGAAGAGCCACUUGCUUUUCCACCCCUGAUCUCAAAUGAGAGGAGCAGAAGUUUAACUUCCUCAAAUAGCCUGGCUCUGGCUAAAACCCAAGGAAGAAAGGUCAAUGGAAAGGAAAGAAAAGCAUGUCAGGGGCUGGUUUCUGACUUGGCAGGACCAGGAACCAGCAGCCACUGACAACCCAAAGAAGGUGACUAAGGGCUGGCAGAAGAUUAGCAUGUUAACUUGGCUGCCGUCCGGAGUAGGAGGCCAUAUUCAGUGGCAGUCAGAAUUUGUGUUCUGCACAUUGCUGGGUCUAUAAAUAUGAUAAGCAAGUGGUGACAGAAUUAUAGAAUAAGGUGAUGUAUUACAUGCAGAUCAUAAAGGAUUUGGUUUUAAGACUUAAGUAGAAAAUCCCACUCCUAGCUUAUUACUCAACAAUAUUCAGAUAAUGAGCUUUUGGAGAAUAUUUUUUUUCCUAUCACUAGAAAGAUUUACCUGGAAACUGUCUAAAGUCUAUAUACAUAUUUCCAAAGCCUUUAAAUACCAACCGUAGCAUAGAGAGAGAGGGUGGCAGAAGCUGAAAUGCCUCAAAAGCCAUUUAAGUGUUACGUUGCAGGAUUUUCAGUCCUUCUCGUUAUGUAAAAGUAGAUAAAUAUAGACGUUAUUCUCAACACUACCCUAUAGUAUCACAGUGGUCCAAAUGCCAGAGCUUACAGAUAAUGUCAUCACAGUGCCUAGAAACUCGAACUGUAAUAUACCGUAGCAUUUUCUUGGUGUUUCUUAAAGUUUCUUUCCACAAUACAAGGUCCUCUCUGCCUCUUGUUUCUUGGAGAGUUCACCCCACUGAUGAGUCUUCUUUCCCUGUUGGACUCACUCAUUUGGGGAACAGUCUUAGAAGCACAUAUCAACCAAGGAAGAAACUUCCUGGAUAUCUAUUGCCCACUUGCCCAGGUAUAAUAAACACUAAAGGGGGGAAAUUGAAAGGAGCUGCCAGCUGAUCAACGUGGAAGGGCAGUUCCACCCUAGAUUGGUCUUUCUUUUUCUUCCUUUUUUUAAAAAAAAAAAAAAUCUAUUUCUUAAAUAAUAAAUGCACAUGACGUGUUAAUAUGUACAUAUAUAUUUCAAAAGAAAAAAAUGGGGCACAAGAUUGUCUUACAAGUCGUGCUGGCUAAUUUUUAGUUUGUAUUCAUAAGUGGUUUUUAAAAGCCUUUUUUAAAGUGUAAUUUGCAUGUUCUACUUUGAUUGUAUGUAAACAUAUUUUAGAACAAAAAAUGUAUUUGUAUUUUAUUGAAUAUAGAGGCAAGAAAAAUUGUACAUUGUUUGAAAUGUUCUUUUUGUAACAGUUUUUAUUCAUAAAGCAUUUUUGUACAUUUAAAAUGAACAUGGACUUGCUGUUAUUUGAGGCGUAGCUCCAUCUAGCAUGCUUACUGUCAUGCUCCCCCAUGGUCUUAGAUGUUGGGUUUUAAACAUUUUUUUCUAAAAGAAAGCUCAGUCUUUUUCGCUACCAGAUCAGGUUAGCACAGUAUACAGCACUUAACUAUUAAAAAAAAAAAAAAGUUAAUCCUAUUCAUAUGUUAUUCAUUGUGUGAAAUUAAAGACAUUCAAUUCAGUCUAA
Messenger RNA from Saimiri boliviensis boliviensis (Bolivian squirrel monkey), 6149 nucleotides. The record is from RefSeq and is a predicted model, not a curated record. NCBI's taxonomy places the organism in Eukaryota, Metazoa, Chordata, Mammalia, Primates, Cebidae.